Messenger RNA from Bradysia coprophila, 2102 nucleotides. RefSeq names its product ganglioside induced differentiation associated protein 2 (gene Gdap2). Lineage: Eukaryota; Metazoa; Arthropoda; Insecta; Diptera; Sciaridae. The record is from RefSeq and is a predicted model, not a curated record.
UUUCGUGAAGUGAAUGGAUGUCGCGCGUCGCUGCAACAGUAUAAUUCUGAUAUCCGUUGUGAGCGAACGUUGGCAAUAAUUAAUCGUUGAUUCAACCUGUGUGAUACCGUUUUGUUUACUUGGAUUUCUCAGUACAAUCCACGUAUAAGUGACAUCGAUUCCCUUCUGGUCGUGUUUUGUAAAACUAUUUUCACAAUGGUACUUUGACUGAGCAAUGCGACUUGUCUCCGAUUCGUAUACUGAACGCUUUGAUCCGUUGAUAAUAUCACCUGUACCAAUAACAGCGCUACAAAGUUGGGGUCGUAAAGACGAUCUGCAUUUCAAGCCAACCGAUUACUCAGCUUUGGAAGUAGCCCGGCAUCGGGUCAGUCCAUUCCCGGUAUCAGACAGUAUUAAUAACAGGUUCAUAAUAUGGGAAGGUGAUAUAUCGUUGCUGAAAGCCGAUGCAAUAACAAACACCACUGACGAAACGCUGACCGAAAAGAAUAUCAUUUCCGAUCGGAUUUUCAGUCGAGCUGGUCCGGGUCUCAAACAAGAAUUGUUAAAUGAAAUUAAAGAAUGUAAAACUGGAGAAGUUUUGGUGACACAUGGAUACAAUUUGCCAGCUAAGUACAUAAUUCAUACGGUUGGACCGAUUUACAGUGAUCGCUAUAAGACCGCUGCCGAGACGACUUUGCACUCUUGCUACAGAAAUAUUCUUUGUAAAGCCAAGGAAGUUGGAUUCAAAUCGAUUGCCAUUUGCGUUGUCAGUACAGUACAAAGAAAUUUUCCACCCGACAUCGGAGCACACAUUGCACUUAGAACAAUACGCCGUUUCUUGGAACAAUACAAAAACGAAACAAUCGUAUUGUGCUUGGAGCCGCACGAACGAGGCAUUUUCGAGGUUAUAGCCCCACUGUACUUUCCCCGGGACAAAUUGGAGGAGAGCAGUGCUUUGUGGCAACUGCCGAAAGAUAUUGGCGGUUCAUUUGGUGAACCACAAAUACAUGAUCGACAAAUCCGCAUAAUUCACAACCCACAGCAUUCCGUUAUGAUUGGAACCGAUGAUGAAUCGGAUGAAAAUCCACACAAUGAUUUGGAUGGUGGAUUGGAUAUCGACUACAAAUACUCGAAUGGUUUCAGUUUGAGUUCGCAUUUAAAUAUCGGCCAACAUUCGUUUUCGCAGAUGCAGGGUGACCUAGAUAGGCAACGGCUAUUGGGUGAUAGGCCUCGUGCUAAUUUGUAUGAGAAUAUUAUUGAAGAAGGUAUCGAGGGAAUAGAACAUCAAGAACGAUAUGAACGAUUACUACACCGCGCCCGCACCGAAGACCUAACCGAAGUAUCUGGCAUCGGUUGUCUCUAUCAGAGUGGCAUUGAUCGUUUGGGCCGGCCAGUUGUUGUAUUCUGCGGAAAAUGGUUUCCUGCUCAAAAUAUUGAUUUGGAAAAGGCUCUACUGUACUUAAUCUAUCUGCUGGAUCCGAUCGUUAAAGGCGACUAUGUCAUUGCUUAUUUCCACACGUUGACCAGUUCAAACAAUUAUCCGUCGCUGCAUUGGCUACGUGAUGUCUACAGUAUUCUUCCGUAUAAAUACAAGAAAAACUUGAAGGCAUUCUACAUCGUGCAUCCAACCUUCUGGACAAAGAUGAUGACUUGGUGGUUUUUGACAUUUAUGGCACCGGCAAUUAAAGCCAAAGUUCAUCAGCUUCCCGGCGUCGAGCACUUAUAUGCCGCAAUAACAAAAGAUCAAUUGGAAAUUCCAGCAUAUAUAACCGAAUAUGAUAUGGCAACAAAUGGUCUCCAUUACUUCCAACCAAUAACACAAAACUCAUCAAGUGAUUCUUAAGAUUUUAUUAUUCGUCGUUUGUUCAUAGAUUUUUCGAUUGAUCUGUUGGUCGACUUAUUGAUUAUAAUUUUAAGUAAAAAGAGAUCUAGUUCUUAUGAAUUUAAAAUAAAAUAAUAAAAAAAAAAUUAAAGAAAAAAAUGUAACAGAAAGAACCCGUAGAAACUAAGUAAUAAAAACCAAUUGUUGAUUAUCUUACUAACCUGCUUAGUUUUGGAAAGCCAAAUUAUUAGGAGAAAGAACAAAAUAUAAAUUUAAAAAAAACCCACUGACAAAAAAAGAA